This is a messenger RNA of Anopheles marshallii, 1138 nucleotides long. RefSeq names its product fructose-bisphosphate aldolase (gene Ald1). Bases 1 to 1092 code for a protein of 363 amino acids. The transcript has 5 exons. Gene Ontology annotation, biological process: fructose 1,6-bisphosphate metabolic process; glycolytic process. Gene Ontology annotation, cellular component: cytosol. Gene Ontology annotation, molecular function: fructose-bisphosphate aldolase activity. The record is from RefSeq and is a predicted model, not a curated record. Lineage: Eukaryota; Metazoa; Arthropoda; Insecta; Diptera; Culicidae.
AUGACUACCUACUUCAAUUAUCCACCAAAGGAAAUUCAGGAGGAGCUGGCCAAGAUUGCCAAGCAGAUUGUUGCCCCCGGUAAGGGUAUUUUGGCCGCCGACGAGUCCACGGCGACCUGUGGCAAGCGUUUCGCUGAUAUCGGCGUUGAGAACAACGAAGACAACCGUCGCCAGUACCGCCAGCUGCUGUUCACCGCUGACGAGCGCCUGCAGGAACACAUCUCCGGUGUGAUCCUGUUCCACGAAACCCUCUACCAGAAGGGUGACAAUGGCACUCCGUUGGCGGCGCUGCUGAAAAGCAAGGGCAUCCUGGCCGGUAUCAAGGUCGACAAGGGUGUCGUCGAUCUGAUGGGCUCGGAAGGCGAAUGCACUACUCAGGGUCUGGACGAUCUCGCUGCUCGUUGCGCGCAGUACAAGAAGGAUGGUUGCGACUUCGCCAAGUGGCGCUGUGUGCUGAAGAUCGGCAAAAACAUCCCGAGCUACCAGGCCAUCUUGGAGAACGCCAACGUGCUGGCCCGCUAUGCUUCCAUCUGCCAGUCGCAGCGUAUCGUCCCAAUUGUUGAGCCAGAGAUCCUCCCCGACGGUGACCACGAUCUGGAGCGUUGCCAGAAGGUCACGGAGACGGUGUUGGCUGCAGUGUACAAGGCACUGAACGACCAUCACGUCUACCUGGAGGGUACGCUCCUGAAGCCGAACAUGGUUACCGCUGGCCAGAGCUGCGCGAAGAAGCCAUCGGCACAGGAAAUUGCCCUCGCCACCGUGACGGCUCUGCGCCGUACCGUGCCAGCUGCCGUGCCCGGAGUCACCUUCCUGUCCGGUGGUCAGUCCGAGGAGGAAGCUUCCGUAAACCUGAGCGCCAUCAACCAGGUGCCGCUACUGAGACCGUGGGCCCUGACCUUCUCGUACGGUCGUGCUCUGCAGGCCUCGGUGCUCCGUGCCUGGGGUGGCAAGAAGGAGAACCUCAAGGCCGCUCAGGAGGAGCUCAUCAAGCGUGCAAAGGCCAACAGCGAUGCCGCCCUCGGCAAGUACGGCGGUGGUGUCCAGGGUGCCGCCGGUGCUGGCAGCCUGUUCGUCGCCAACCACGCUUAUUAAGGCGUUUCGUUUGCAUCUACAUGAACUUGCAUCCUACUAGCGCACC